AUGGCGGCCGCUCUCAAAUCACUCGUCAACGGCGCCAAGGCGCUAGCAAUCGGCAACUCAGGCCACAAAGCAGCCCUGCAGGAGUUGUUUCCCGUGGUCGACAAGGCUGUCGACGGCGAGGACUGUGAUCACGAUUGCGACAGUUGCUCGGUGAAGUACCCCAAAAGUUUCAAGAUUGAUGAGGAUGACGACCUCUACGGAUUCGUCAAGGGGUGGAGUACGCACGUGCUCGUCGCGACGGGCAAGACGGACUGGGUCCGCGACGUCGAAGAUGAGAAGGGCAGCGUCAUGCAGGCAAUCGGAGCCGCCAAAGGGCCGAGCAACGGGCGCCUGAUGCUCUCAGCAUCCAACAUCCCCACCCCGCACCACACGACCUCCUACUCGGAACCCACCACCGUCCUUCUCCUCCCGGCCUUUACCAUCAUCGAGAACGUGACGCCCGCCACCGUUCCGACCCUGAUAGCCUCCAUCAUCUCCAACGCGCCCACCACGGCCUCCCCGCUCGUGCCCGUCUCCAUCCCGCCGUCCCUCGAGGCCCCGCUCCCGGAGGCGACGCCUGCGGCAUUACGAGAGCUGACCACCCGGCCUUGCCCGCAUCGCGCCCUGAUCCUGCUGUGCAGCCAGAAGACGCGCGACGCGCGCUGCGGACAGAGCGCGCCCUUGCUGCGCAAGGAGUUCCAGCGCCAUCUGCAGCCGCUGGGGCUGUACCGGGACCUGGACGACGAGCGGCCUGGCGGUGUGGGGAUAUACUUCAUCAGCCACGUGGGGGGCCACAAGUACAGCGCCAAUGUGAUGGUGUACAGGAGGCGGGAUGCAUUUGGGUUGGACAAUGUGAAGCGCGGGGAGGUGGUGAAGCAAGGGCAAGAGGUUGUGCUGCCGAAACAGGAAGUGAUUGAAGAAGAAGGGGAUGUUGGAGCGGCGCAGUGUAUCUGGUUAGCAAGGGUGCGGCCGGAGGACUGUGAGGGGAUUGUCAAGUUCACGGUGCUGCAGGGGAAGGUGGUCAAGCCGAAACGGCAGCUAAGGGGUGGGUUUGACCGAGAGAAGGGCUUGAUGAGUUGGUGA
Messenger RNA from Chaetomium strumarium, 1062 nucleotides. Its product is annotated as Sucrase/ferredoxin-like-domain-containing protein. The coding region runs from base 1 to 1062 and encodes 353 amino acids. The transcript is spliced from 2 exons. Lineage: Eukaryota; Fungi; Ascomycota; Sordariomycetes; Sordariales; Chaetomiaceae. The record is from RefSeq and is a predicted model, not a curated record.